Messenger RNA from Dreissena polymorpha, 3556 nucleotides. RefSeq lists its product as uncharacterized. Bases 86 to 3418 code for a protein of 1110 amino acids. The record is from RefSeq and is a predicted model, not a curated record. Lineage: Eukaryota; Metazoa; Mollusca; Bivalvia; Myida; Dreissenidae. The transcript is spliced from 5 exons.
CAAUGAAGACUACUUCUGUGAUAACCCUCUUACGUGUCUAUAUUUAUAAACGACGGAAUUUCCGAUGUGAAGUACGCAGAUUCAGAUGGACACAGUGCUUGUAUCUUUUAUAAUAAUCAUUUCAAGCGGUCAGCAGCCAACAAACAGUCAAAACGGCACUGAAAAUAGUCAAGAUGGAAUAGUUAAAGGCGACAGUCAUGAAAAAGACAGAUGUCCUUCAAGCAUGGACAUUACAAUUGCGGAUGAUACUGAGUCAGAAACAACUGGUUCUGACAAACACAAGUUCGUUGAAGAAAUGAUGUCAAGACAAUCACAUGGUUGCCCAGGCCCUCCUGGCUUUCAGACAGAUCUUCCUAGGUCAAAUGUAACCACUUUUUCUCGUCAUCGGACGAUCCUACAGACAGAAGUCCAAACGCCAAGUAUUUCAAGACCUUCAAACCCGCAAGGAAUUCAAGGCGGGCUUUUCGAUUCGAACGAAAUCCAGUGUUCGAUGCAAAUUAUUUACCCUCCAACAGUGCCAAAUUUGCAAAAUUAUCCAUCGUCAAGUGUUCCAAUGCGUUCAAACCCGUUCUACGGACAAGAUUCUAUAUCAAAAGAGCAGCAGUAUUUGGAACUUCCCUAUCGGCAGACAGGGCGCUUGCUGUCAGGAGUUCAAGAACAGUCUGUACCAGAACAAGACCAACUCAUAUCUGACAACAAUUACAAUCAGCAACGGAAAGUGCAAGGAGUUCAAGCAGAAUAUGAUGAUCAUGAAAAAGAUCUUCUUAAAUCAAAUAAGAGAGAAAAAGAAAAACAAGCUGUUACAUCAGAGCACAUAAAAGAUGAAAACGGCAAACAAUCGGAGAAGCGUGUCAAAUUUAGUGAAGACGUGAAGAUUGACAAAUCUGAAGAUUCUUGCAAAGACCUAAAGGAUUUUAUCAAACAAUAUGUAAAACAGGAAAUAGGGUCCAAACGCUCAGAUAUCAAACGUUUGUGUGAUGCAGUAAUUGUGUAUGACAAGAAUGAUUAUGAAUAUGCUUUUGAUAUGAAAGAUGAAAUAAAAGCUAUGGUCACCAAAGAGCUAAACGAAGAGUUACGGAUAGAAUUAUUUGACGACGAAAAAUUCAUGCAGUCUCAUGUUCAAGUUGUGCAAGAUGUUCUGAAAAAUGCAAGUGUCGUUUUGGUCUAUCUUUCCAAUAAUACGGGAAAUUCGAGACAGGUUCAGUUUUUCAUCGAAGAAGCAAUCGCAUUGACUAGGAUUGGUCCGGUUGACAAGGACGGUCUAGUCUCGGACUGUGAAUUCAGUGUACGGCCAGUCCACUCGCAGGCUUCAUACAAACGUAAUUAUCGGACACCUCCCGGACUAGCCAGUGUCAGCGGAAUCGACUGGUUUGACAAGUCCAAAUACACGUACGACAGAAUCAUUGCAAUCAUGAAAAACGCCAUUCGGAGAAGAAAACUUAUAGAGAACCCACGGCAAGUACAAGACGAGUUUAGACAAACGAUGCUACGAACAGGUUCAAUGACCCAUCAGCAAUUUCACAGAAGGAACGCACCUCAACAUGCGUGGGAUGCUGGUACAAGUGCUUUUACGACCUCAGGGCCACGAUACACGCCGCAGGCUACCACUGAACCUUUGUAUAGAGGAAUGAAUGACCCUACCCAGCAUGGCUUCAACAUAAGUGAUGCUGAAAGCAUGCUGAGACGAAUGAGCAUUGAACCUAACCAAGGUUCCGCUGCGUCCUCUUACACAAAAAGCGGUGAACAUUUUCUUAGAUCGGGUGAAGAAUAUUCACAACCCGAGUACCGUUACGUGUAUGCGAACGUGAAUCCAUCGUUCACACCUUAUAGUGAACCAGUAGAACCUUUCGGUGUUCAACAAAAUAGGGCUUUUGGUCCGGACCUUGGUUAUCGAACUGCAGAGGAAGCUGAAUUUUGCGGUUGCCAUAGAAUAGGUCAGUUUUCAAGGAUCGUAGAGCAGAGUCGUUUUCUCGGACACAAUCAGAUGCCUUUGAACGAGGAGCCGCAAUACAGACGUGAUGGUGGUGACGAAAAACAUGUCAUGGGGCUUGUAAACGACGGUCAAAAGACAAACACCAGUCGUACAAACAUCCGUUCUGCAGACGGGUAUGAUGCCACAAACCAGCCACGCACAAGGCAUUCGGCAAUGCAGCAGGCGCCAGGUGCACAGCGACAAAGACCGACAGAAUAUACUCCCAGACAUAUGCAGCAGAAGACGCUGCAGCAGCAGCAAAAACAAUCAAGAGGUCAGAUGGGUAGUGGCAGAGGGAUUAUAACUUCUGAGAUGUUGAUUUCUAAUCUGUCAACGAACGACGUGGAAAUCGAUAAUCCUACAAGUACACAAGAAAGCAGACGGACGUACGAUCAGGGUCCAGCAGUUAAUGUUUACACAGAAGAAACUGACAGCAGUGAAGACGAGUUGUGGGAUCCACUUGGCAAUCUACCCGGAUCUAAAGGCGGGCGGGUAGUAAACAUUGUUGGAAGCAAGGUCCUGCAAAUCGGUAAUCAAAACAGCGUUACUAACGUCGGAAACAUUGUGAAGAAAGACAGAAAACAAUCGAAAGAAAUGAAAGCUCAAGACAAAGACAACGAAAGUUAUGAGGACGAACCAAAGAAACAUUUAGCCGAGUUUAACAAAAACACAGAAAGCGAUAGUAAACCGGAUAUCAGAAGCAAAGACAUCAAGCAUCCUAGCAAUACGGAGAGACUGUCACAGAAAUUGGGAAACGAAACAAAACAAUCAAACGUGGCAAAGAGCGGCAACGAUUUAAGCGAUUCUGUAAAUCUUGUUUGCAAACAUAACGAAAACCAGAAGACAUACGAUCAUGUUGAACAACCAGCAAAAGAUGUAGUGAGCGGGUAUGAAUUGAAUAUACCAUUGGAAGAACCCCGCGUUCAUGCAAAUACCGACGCUAAAGGUGUUAAAGAUGUCGAACGAUACAUUUAUGAUGAAAAUACCCGGCUGACAGCAACGGUUUCUUAUCCUGACCUUCAAAAGAUGCCACGAAGCCAUUGGUCGCAAAAAAUUAUCGCCGGAGAAGGUCAUUUCAUGACCACAGAUGGUGGUCCUUCUGUAUUGCUUUUGAAAUCAUCACCAAACGCAAUUGAUCAUACUCAUCCACCUGUCUUUACCAAUACAAUGACAGAUGCUCACCUCAAUUCACUGGAUGAAAACACAGAGGUACAAAAGUUGGACGAUUACGCUUGGACUGAAGCAUACAAUGAAGAAACCAGAAUGUUCACAAGUAAUGAUUUAUCAGACGCGGACCUUUUUGGUUACGGCAGACAUGACCGUCAGAAUGUUGGUCGAGCAUUAUUUACGUCACGCUCCGCUACGUCGUUCUCAGACCUGGUCAACAAAUCCCUCGUGACUGAAGAAGAGAGUUUCAUUCUAACGAAUGUUAGUGACGUGGAUUGAUUUUAUCAAAAGAAGCGAAGCGCAUAGGGGCUUUAUCUUCAAAACUUCAAAAAUCAAACUUAGCUAAGGUCGAAUCAGAAGAUCUAUUUAUAGAUCUAUUGAUAGAUGAAUUACUAGUUUAUUAAAAUUAUGAAAUUA